Molecule: messenger RNA, 123 nt
Organism: Funneliformis geosporum
Lineage: Eukaryota; Fungi; Glomeromycota; Glomeromycetes; Glomerales; Glomeraceae
Source: the annotation of a GenBank genome assembly
AAAGUAGAAGUGAAUACGCUUAAAGGAAGAGAAGAAAUUACUAUUGCUAAGUUAACCCAAACCGAUGCCUGUUUGGAAAAGAUUGAAAAGGUUGUUAUACUACUUUUGAAUCAGAAAGUUUGA